GAAAAAUGGCCCCUAAGAUUAUGUAAGACGAGAAAUAAUUCCCUCAUUCACUCUCAGAUACUCGUCUUCGUGUGGUGUUUUAUUCACGCCAGUAAUUUUUUAUGAAUCCACUCUUCGUUGAAUCCGGAAGAAAUUGUUUCUGGUAGCUGAAUUACUAAUUGUGUUUAAUAAUUGGAGCUUUAACGGCCAAAGGAUGGGUAAAUGGAUUGUAAUUGGUAUUGCUGGUGCUACGUGUAGUGGCAAGACAACACUAGCCAAGAAACUCCACGAGAAAUUCAAAAAUUCUGUUCUAAUAAGUCAAGACAGUUAUUUUCUCGCCAAAGAUGAUCCACGACAUGUUCACAUUCCUGAAUUGAAUCAUCACAAUUGGGAUAUCCUGGAAAGUCUGGACAUGGAGAAGAUGCAUUCCGAUAUUUUGGAGAUCAUGUCGUCUGGAGGGGCGGGCAGAAAGGAAAAUGAUGUUCAAUUUUUGAUUGUAGAUGGAUUUCUUCUCUUCAAUUAUAAACCGAUAUUUGAUCUGUGUGAUAUCAGAUAUUUUUUGGAGCUGUCGAGAGAGGAGUGUGAACGCAGGAGAAGUCGACGUGUGUAUGAUCCACCGGAUGUACCUCGAUAUUUUGAAGUUGUCGUCUGGCCACAAUACGCGAGGUAUAAAAAAGAAAUUCAAGAGGAUGAGGCACUCGUGAAGGGAAUCACCUUUCUGGAUGGAACUGUAAACAAUGAUCAGACAUUUCAACGAAUUCUCCGGGAGAUUACCCAGAAAUGCCAGCGAAACUAGGGAAUUUGGCUGAGAAUAAGAAAUUUAUAAUGACUUUGCCCUUCUCAGCUUUUUAUUCAGCAUUCUAAGAAAAAAUUCCACUGCUGAUGAAAUCCAGCCGUAGCCCAAUGGCUCAGAAUUAUAACCGCAUAUGAAAGUUAUCGAAUUUCUUUUGUUAUUGAGCAUUUCGUGACUUAACAAAUAAAAAAAUUAUAAAUUUACU
Messenger RNA from Fopius arisanus, 977 nucleotides. RefSeq names its product nicotinamide riboside kinase 1 (gene Nrk1). The transcript has a single exon. Gene Ontology annotation, cellular component: cytoplasm. Bases 194 to 775 code for a protein of 193 amino acids. NCBI's taxonomy places the organism in Eukaryota, Metazoa, Arthropoda, Insecta, Hymenoptera, Braconidae. The record is from RefSeq and is a predicted model, not a curated record. Gene Ontology annotation, molecular function: ribosylnicotinamide kinase activity.